AUGGACAAGAUAAAGGCAAAUUUCAACUUUGACGUAAUACCAAAGUUCAUAGUGAAGCUGUACAGGGUUGUUGAUGAUGACAAGUAUAGAGGGAUCUGCUGGACGCCAGACGGGCUCAAGAUCCAUAUUUUCGAUAGGGAUGUAUUUAUUAAGGAGACGUUGCCUCUUAUAUCGAAGACGAGGGAGUUUGGAACGUUUAUUCGCAUGCUGAAUAGCUAUGGAUUUGUGAAGUCGAAGGACAUUGAGGAAGAGGACAUCUAUUACAACAGCAACUUCAGGAAGGGAAGGGAGGAUUUGCUUGGACUUGAUGAGUCACUGAGGCUUAUACGAAGAAAGAAGGCAAACGACAUGAAGGCGAGUGUUGGAAGUGCAUCUAUGAAGGAGAUAGUUGAGUGCUUGUAUUCGCAGAACCAGGAGCUCUAUGCGGAGUUAUCAGUAUGCAAGGAGAAAAUAGAGAGGCAGGAGAGAAUGAUGAAUGGAUUGAUGGAGGUUCUAUCACGGGUGUUUAGAACAAGCAUUGAUGAUCUUGGUGGAGCCGGGCAGAAUCCAGGAGUGCUUGGCUUUGGAAAUGAAAUGGAUGUGUUUUUGGGAAACGAGCUUGCCAGACUCAAGAGAUCUGGAGAUCAGGCACUUCAGGCACCUAGCCAGAGCUCGAUGAUGCAGAAGCUGUCACUUCAGACAGUUGAUGAUAUACAGCACGAAGUAGAUGAAAGAGAAAGCGACUACGAUGCCUUUUUUUGA
Molecule: messenger RNA, 741 nt
Organism: Ordospora colligata OC4
Lineage: Eukaryota; Fungi; Microsporidia; Ordosporidae
Product: heat shock transcription factor
Exons: 1
Coding region: 1-741 (246 amino acids)
Biological process (GO): regulation of DNA-templated transcription
Molecular function (GO): DNA-binding transcription factor activity; sequence-specific DNA binding
Source: RefSeq, a predicted model, not a curated record